AUGUCAACCUCCUUCCUCAAAAAAGCUCGCGAUCGUGCCCAAGAGGCUGCAGCCUCGUUCACGGGCUCUGGCCACCACCAACAAGACUCGAGCAACACGACCACGUCCUCGGCCUCGACGUCGAGCGGCUUCACCUACACGGGCUCGCUCCCCCACGUCCUUCGCCAUGGAGUCGCCUCCCUCGAUCCGCGUUUCGAGUCGACUCGCUCCCUCCACGUCAUGCGUGGCGCCCUCAAGGCCGUCGUCAUAGAUGGUCAGGCCCUAGCACGAGAGACCAAGACGGCUGCUGCCAAGACGUUCAAGUGGGGACAGGAUCAUGCACGCCAGGAUCGCGUAGAUGGGGUGGCGGAUGAGCCCUUGGCUGACAUCACCGACCGUCUUGCGGCCAUUAUGAGCAUCCUCGGCGACCUAGAAUCCGAGCACUCGACCCGCCUCGCAACCGCACGCCAAGAGCUCAAGGCCAUCCAACAAGCAGAGCAAGACCUCGCCGCCAAGCGCGCCCAACGAAUCAAGGUGGUCAAGGAGCUCCAGUCCCUCGUCGGGGAGCGUCAGAAGCCCGGUGGCCAUCCCAAGGCCGACGACUUGGAAGCACAGCUGCGCCAAUUGGAGGGAGAGGCAAAGCAUCCCGAGGAGGAGCUGGCACGCCUGAAGCGCAGGCAGGUGCAGAAGAGCUUCGAUAAGCAGAUGGACUCGUACAUCGAGCACGGGGAGAAGCUGGCCCUCGUUGCUUCGUAUGGCAAGUUGCUCAUGCAACAGGUCCCCACAGACGAUAAGGAGGACCCUGUGGUCUUCCCUGCCACUGAGAAGCAUAGCGUGGGGAACAAGAGCUGGUCGGGCGCCGGAAGGACGGCACAGGUUCGUGCCAUGGUUGAACCAGCGCUCAAGGCUUAUGUGUCGAGGACGCCCGUUCCUAGCCUUCCUGGCGACGCCGUAGGUGCAAAGGGAACUGCGCUUGGUGGUGCACCCGCAGCCACGCACUCGGAUGCCGCCUCAUUUGGGACCAGUCAUGCGCAUGAGCUUGCCCAAGACGACGAAGAUGACGAGUUCCAUGACGCUCGCGAUGCGCACUCUACGCCUACGGGCGGCGCUACGACGGCUCCGGCCGCGCAGCAGCACGUCCUCCCACCUCUGCCUCCCUCCGCCCCUGUUCCCCUCUCACCCUUGCCAGAGAGCGACCUCAAGGCGGGUGGACCGGCCACCUCAGCCGCAGCCGCCGCAGCCGCAGCCGCAGCCGCAGCGCCCGCACAGGGGGAUGGGCAUGCGCCCAACCCUCGCUGGAACCAUUCCCCCUCACACAUCCCUCAGGCAGUCGCCCGCCCUCCACCAUUCGAACGCACAUCCUCGGCCACUUCCCCGCCUCCCGCACCAGGAGGAGUAGGGGCCGUACCUCUCCCUCCCGUCGACUCGUCAACCACCACACCGGCCACGGCCACGGCGCAUGGCGAUGAUAAUGUUUUUGAGGAUUCGGCGCCUCCCGGCCCAACGGUGGCCGAAACGGGCGCCGUACUGCCUUCGAGCCCCAAUGGACCUGGACCGAUUAGUGGCACUUUGGGGAGGAGGAGGCCCAGUGGGGCAAGCAUGAAUAGGCCGCAUCACCCUCCGCCCCUGCCUUCCCGCCCUGCUGCUGGUGGUGGUGGUAUGGCAGGCAUUGGAUCUGGAGGCGGAACCCCUGCAUCACCCGGCGGUCCCGUGGGCAACUCGACGCCAGCGGUCAUGCCGCCCUCUGCUACUUCAUCGUUCCCACCUAGCAUGGGCGGUGCCGGUGUCCACGCACGUCUUCGCCGUGAUGGCACGAUUACGCGUCGUGGCGUAGACUCGGACUUCGAACGUGCUGAGGAGGAAGGUUUGCCUCCUGCUUACGAGGAGAGCGAGACUGCUGGAGGGGGCAGCGGCGGCGGCGCUGGAAUGAGCGGGAGCACGAGCACGAUGGGAGACGUCAAGACGGCGAGGGGGCCGAUGUGA
Molecule: messenger RNA, 1962 nt
Organism: Jaminaea rosea
Lineage: Eukaryota; Fungi; Basidiomycota; Exobasidiomycetes; Microstromatales
Exons: 2
Coding region: 1-1962 (653 amino acids)
Biological process (GO): endocytosis; eisosome assembly; negative regulation of protein kinase activity
Cellular component (GO): plasma membrane; eisosome filament
Molecular function (GO): lipid binding
Source: RefSeq, a predicted model, not a curated record